This is a messenger RNA of Stereum hirsutum FP-91666 SS1, 687 nucleotides long. RefSeq lists its product as uncharacterized. The transcript is spliced from 3 exons. The coding region runs from base 1 to 687 and encodes 228 amino acids. Lineage: Eukaryota; Fungi; Basidiomycota; Agaricomycetes; Russulales; Stereaceae. The record is from RefSeq and is a predicted model, not a curated record.
AUGAAACUGAUUCAGACAGUGUCAUUCCAGCAUCAAGGAAGGGGCCGAGCGGUGAUUGUUCAAGAUAAGAUUAAAAUUUGCGUGAUCGUCUCAUCUAUUAGUAAGGAAGAACGGAUUGAAGACCCAACUCGAACUCGAACGAAGGGGAAAAUCAAUAACGGCACACGACCACGACCCACGACACGUCUCCGGCACGUACUGCAGCUCGACCACUCGAUCAAUGUGAAGCUAAUGUUCUGGCAGUAUGACACGGAGCGCAUGCUCGAGGUGUUAUGGAACGAGAUCUCGAUUUACUAUACAUCACAUGCGCCUCGAAGGAUCAUACAGAGUAAGGCUCUUCGUCUGUUCAAAAUUCGAGCUUCGUUCGAAUUUCGAGCCUCGCAUGAACACCCAAACAGGGAUAAGAAUGCCCGAACGUCCAACUCCCCGAAAGUGAAUAAGAACACAGCUAGACAGCCGGCCAACCAGUGCGGCCAAUCAGGCAGCCCGUCCAAGCAGCUAGUCGACCAGUUAAAGCUAGCCGUUCGCCCGAGACGAUGGCCUUUCGCCCGAGGCGAUGGCCCUUGGUCGGAGACGAUGACAAUGGCCGUUCGCCCGAGACAAUGGACCCGAUACAAUGAGGAUGACGAUGCAUCGGGCGGGAUACAACGGGUUCGAGCAUUGUAUGAGCUCGAGGCCGAAAGGUGA